Molecule: messenger RNA, 3384 nt
Organism: Closterium sp. Naga37s-1
Lineage: Eukaryota; Viridiplantae; Streptophyta; Zygnematophyceae; Desmidiales; Closteriaceae
Source: the annotation of a GenBank genome assembly
AUGGGGCGAAUGAAUUACCAGGUCGUCGCGGCCUGCGCGUGUCUACUGCUGCUCCUAUCCCACGCGUCCGCUAAGCCUCCCUCGUCCGAGCCGCCUUCCACCCACGAAUCGGCUUCUUCCUCCAGUCCAGCCCCUUCUCCCAAACCGGCUGAUUCUCCCAAACCUGCUCUCGCUCCCAAGCCUGCUCUCGCUCCCAAGCCUGCUCUCGCUCCCAAGCCUGCUCUCGCUCCCAAGCCUGCUCUCGCUCCCAAGCCUGCUCUCGCUCCCAAGCCUGCUCUCGCUCCCAAGCCUGCUCUCGCUCCCAAGCCUGCUCUCGCUCCCAAGCCUGCUCUCGCUCCCAAGCCUGCUCUCGCUCCCAAGCCUGCUCUUGCUCCCAAACCUGCUCUCGCUCCCAAGCCUGCUCUCGCUCCUAAGCCCUCUGCCUCCGUCAAAGCAGCCGGUUCACCCGAGCCUGCUCUUCCCCCGAAGCCGUCGCUCGCUCCAAAGCACGCGCCUUCCCCCAAGACCGCCCCCGCGCCUUCCUCCACAUCCGCCCCCGCGCCCGCGGAGAAGGAGCCCGCGGAGAAGGAGUCCGCGCGGCUGAGCGCGGCGGACGAGGCGAAGCUGGAGGCGGAGGGAUGGAAGCUGACGGCGGAGAACCUGAAGAAGCUGCGCGAGGAGGGCGCGCAAGUGCUGACGGAGGCGAACGUCCAGAUGCUGACGGAGACGGAUCCGUCAAGUCUGACGGAGGAAGACGGAGACGAGUACUUCCACUUCCACCACGUGGCGCACAUGGCGCAUCUGGCGCACAUGGCGCACCUCGCGCAGCUGCAGAGCAUGGAGGCGCACAACCAAGCGCAAGCCCCGGCGCACAACCACGCGCAAGCCCCGGCGCACGCGGUUCCGCCAGUCGGGAAGACCGCGGAAAAGAAGGCUGACGGCGCCGCGCAAACCACGGGCGAGAAGGUUGCCGGCGAGCAGAGCGUGGAAAUUCCUAACAUGGUGAUUAAAGCCGCGGGGGUUAAGGGCCAGGACGUCGGCGAUAUUGAGAAUGACAUCCUCGUUACUGACGACGUGAGAGUCACCGGCAAGGAGAUUGGUGUACCCGCUAUAGCGACAUCCGUAAAAAUUCCGAGCUCCGAAGCGGAUCUCAGUCCCAAGGGCGUCGUGGCGGCUGCGGAUGACGCGGGCGACAUCGAGGCGACUGAUGCGAACAGCGACGAGACGGCGACGGCUGCGAAGGGCGACACGAAAGCGACAGUUGCGAAGGGCGACGCCAAGGCGACGAAUGCGAAGGGCGACGCUAAGACGACGAAUGCGAAGGGCGAACCGAAGGCUACAGAAGCGAAGGGCGACGCGAAGACUCCAGUUACCGAGGGCGAGGCCAAGGCUACAGCUGCGGACGACGGCAUCAAGGCUACAAAUGCGAAGGCCGCGAUUGGCGCCUAUGAGAACGGGCCGUCGAAGCUGGCGGGCGUGAAAUCGAUGACCACCGGCGAUGCCGACGCUGUUACCGAUGCUCAUACCGAUGCUGAUGCAGAUGCUGAUGCCGAUGCUGAUACCGAUACUGAUGCAGAUGCUGAUGCCGAUGCUGAUGCCGACGCUGCCGACGCUGCCGAUGCUGAUACCGGUGCUGAUCCUGAUGCUGAUGCCGGCGCAGCUGACGCGGAUUACCCUGACGCCGCCGGCAGUGGCGGCGCCUCAUCGGGCAGUAAGUACGUCAAGACUGCAAUGGGUGGCGCCAAAGCAGAGGUCGACAGUAGCGCGUACGAGGAGGAGAGCUGUCCCGCGGCGCCGCUGGACCAAUGCGACUUCUACUUCGAGGGGCACCCGGAGGACGUCCCCGUCUUCCGCCUCGAUAAUGUCACACCCGAUACCGUUAUAAGCCCGCCGCUGGUGUCGAGCCGCAUUCAGCAGAUCAUUGAGGUGGAUCGCAGCGGCGCGGCGCAGUUCCUGUGCGCCAUGGACGGCGUGCGCGGCGACGACAACCAGUUCUACCUCACGAAACAGCAAUCCACGCUGCACGUCCGCACCUUCCAAACGCUGUCCUCGCCGCGCGACAAGUUCGAGUCGCGGUGCGUGAAGCUGUGGAUCGUGAACGCGCAGAUCCCGGCGCCCAACGGCUCGGUGGUCAACACGGCGCCGGGCGACGACCUUCAGCACGACUACCCCGACGCGCGCCGCUGCGUCGUCUUCAAGACCGGCCCCGUCGCGCCGCAGUCCGUGUCGUGCGGCCGCCAGCCCGUCUUCGCGCAGGCCGUCGGCUCCCCGCCCGGAGAUCUCGUCGUGCGCCCGUCCGCACCUUCCCCGCCCUCCGUGCCGGGUGCGCCCCGCGCGCCUGGUUCUCCGCCUUCUUCUCCCGACAGCCCGCCGGGGGGAGACUUUCCGCCCUCCUCCUCCUCCCCGCCGUCUCUCAAGACGAAUACCGACAGCCCGCCCUCCCGCUCCCCCGCUUCUCCCCCUUCCCCCGACUCCCCCUCCUCCCCCGGGACCCCCGAUCGCCCCCCCUUUGCGGGGAUCCAGACCUUGCAGCCGCCUUCCCCGCCCAAGCCCUCCCCCUCCCCGCGAGCUCCCGGGUCCCCUUCCCCCUCUCCCCCUGGCGUGCCUUCCACCGACCUUCCGCCGACGCCCCCGCACGCGCAGGUACUCAUUCCCCCGCUGACUACCACCAAGACCCAGUCGCCCCCGCCCCGCACGUCCUCCCCGCCCCCGCCCACACCUUCCCCCGACUCCCCCUCCGGGCCAGUCACCCCCCAGUCCACCCCAAACACCCCCGACGACACUCCCCCCGAGUCUCCCCCCGAGGGUUCCCCCGAGGCUCCCCCCGCGCCCAUUCCCCCUGCGGAGUUCCCCAAGCCCACAGGGCCGUGCAAGAUGAUGUGUCCGGCCAACCCCCUGUCUCUCUGCGACUUUUACUUCGAGCAGCAUCAGACCGCCGUGCCUCUUUUCCAUCUCAACGGCACUGUUCCCGACUCGGCCAUCAGCCCCGCGCUAAAGACAAACAAGCUGCCGCCCGGAAAGUUUGUCGAGGUGGAUUCGGUGGACCACAACCGGCUGCAGAUUUUGUCCUGUGUGGACUACGGGGUGGCGCCGGCGAGCUACAGGGAGAUGUUUUACGUCACGGGGCAGAUUGGGCGGCUGCACCGGCGGGCCACGGAUGGGGAGAGCAUGCUGGGGUUCUAUGAUGGGGCGUGUGUGCGCGUGAAGCUGCAGUCGCUGCAGCUGGCUUAUAACGAGACGAAUGUGAUUAAUCUGAAUCCCGGGGAUGGAAACAAGGAGUUCCCGGAGUCGAGGCGAUGCAUCGUGUUCAAAACGGCCGUUGUGCCGCUGGCAGUGGCGCUGGGAGCAGAUGGAGCAGAUGGGGCAGAUGGGGCAGGCAUCACCCCCCCACUGGGAGGGCGGUGA